Molecule: messenger RNA, 276 nt
Organism: Macrosiphum euphorbiae (potato aphid)
Lineage: Eukaryota; Metazoa; Arthropoda; Insecta; Hemiptera; Aphididae
Source: the annotation of a GenBank genome assembly
AUGCAGGAACGUUUGACCACGACGUGUCUGCUGAAGGAGGCGCCAGUCAACGAGCUGAUGGCCGUCCAAGAAGAAUCAGGAUCCGCCUUGCCCGUCGACAUUUUCCAAGUGGCCGAACUCGUAGCUGGUUACAUGGAUUGCAUGGAAGAGGCCCUCAGAUACCUGCAAGAGGUCGAAGAGUACCCCGAAGAACACCCCGCGGUCCAAGGGCUCCGCAGCCACCUGGACCGAUCCAGGCAAAAGCUCAUGGACCAAGCUCUCAUGUUGCAGGCUUGA